Pogonomyrmex barbatus (red harvester ant) is the source of this 1648-nucleotide messenger RNA. It is a transcript of the gene betaggt-I, whose product is annotated as geranylgeranyl transferase type-1 subunit beta. Gene Ontology annotation, biological process: protein geranylgeranylation. Gene Ontology annotation, molecular function: CAAX-protein geranylgeranyltransferase activity. Lineage: Eukaryota; Metazoa; Arthropoda; Insecta; Hymenoptera; Formicidae. The record is from RefSeq and is a predicted model, not a curated record. Gene Ontology annotation, cellular component: CAAX-protein geranylgeranyltransferase complex.
AUUGCCCAUGAACAAGGUACCGAAUAUGACCGAACAUAUAACUGUCAAGUGUCGGGCAGUAGAUAGGAAGCGGACAGGGUCGAUUGCAACACGUCAUUUUCGAGUUAUUAAUCUGAUUCGACGUAAAAGGAAGCGGAUAGGACGCAUCGCUCGGGCGUGAGGAUUUAUGGCGCGUCGGCGCAUUUCCGAGAGUUUUGACGAGCCGGCAUGGGAUGGGAACGGAUGAGAGACGUGCUGGAUCAACAGAAGUUUUAUACAUGAAUUGUUAUUACACUUUCACAUAGCAACGACACGCUCGCGACUCCUUGAGGUGUGUGCGUCGAACGUAUGUCUCGUCGAUAUAGAGUGGCGUUUUCAUUUAACUCCAAGAGCGUACGAUUGUCAUCAUGACGCCGCGGCUGGCGCGGGAGAAACAUGUCAAGUAUUUCCAGAGGUUACUACAAAUCAUGCCUAGCAGUCUGGCGGAGUUCGAUUCCACCAGGCCGAUGAUAGCGUAUUUCGCCCUAUCCGGUCUCGACCUGUUGAAUUCCCUGGACGAAAUCGGCGAGCAAGCCAAGACCGAGGCGAUCGACUGGAUCUACCGGCUCCAGGUCGAACAAGCUGGCCCGCGUUCCGGCUUCCAAGCGUCUACAACAAUACCAAAGGAAGUACCCGAGUACCAAUGUGGUCAUUUAGCGAUGACUUAUACCAGCCUGAUCACCCUUUUGAUCCUCGGUGAUGAUCUGAGUCGAGUGAAUAGACAAUCCAUCGUCGAGGGAGUACGAGCUUGUCAGAAUCCAGAUGGAUCUUUCACGGCUAUGGUUAUUGGAUGCGAAAGCGACAUGAGAUUUCUCUAUUGCGCCUCAUGUGUAUCAUCAAUUUUAGAUGACUGGUCAGGUGUAGAUAUUCCAAGGGCUGUAGACUAUAUUUUACGAAGCAUUUCAUAUGAUGGCGGUAUUGGGCAAGGACCAGGUCUCGAAUCUCAUGGAGGCUCCACGUUUUGUGCCGUAGCGAGUUUGUUUUUAAUGAGAGACCACAUUAAUUUAUCGAACAUAUUGACGUGGGAUCGUUUAGCUCGGCUGAAGCGCUGGUGCCUUAUGAGACAAGACGGUGGAUUUAAUGGAAGACCUGGAAAACCAUCCGAUACGUGUUAUAGUUUCUGGGUGGGUGCUACGCUCGAGCUGUUGGAGUUCCUCAAUUUCUCAGAUGCUGAACAGAAUAAAACGUUUAUCCUUAAUACUCAAGAUACACUUGUCGGAGGUUUGGCGAAAUUUGACAACACUCGGCCUGAUCCUUUACACACAUAUUUAGGUCUGUGUGGUUUAAGUCUUUUGAGACAGCCUGGUCUGUGUUCGAUAAACCCCGAACUUAAUAUUUCUCAACGAGCUUACGAGCAUCUACAACGGAUUCAUAAAAAGUGGCGAGGCGAAUGAUUUCAGUGUAUAAAUAUUCGUGGGACUAGUGAUCAUAUCAAAAAAGCGCACAGUAUUUAAUAUAUCAGAUCAGAUACUUUUACAUUUGAUCAUUUUUCAUCACAUUCUCUGUGCUAAAGUCAUUCUAAAGAUGUCAAUUAAUACUGCUACAAUAAUUCACGACAACGGUAAUAUUUCGUUUUACAUUAUUUGGAGCUGCUUGUUGAAUGCUUGUUAUGAAUAUAUGUAAAGUAUAU